CUCUGAAUGCGAUGGCCCCGCGUCCCCCAUCUGAGAUCCGAGAUAAGCAUCGCUGGUAUCAAUGCACCGUCCAAAUCGCCACUCAGUUCAAGAUAGUUCUCGAAAAUAGCUAUUUUGAUGCUGGAAAGUACUUGACAGCGCCUGAGCCGGUGUUUCCCUCUGGGCAGAUGACGUUUACUGCGUUUAACGAUGUGUCGGGAGCAUCUACCGGCCUCUCUUUCUGGGCACAUUUAGACGAAAGUCAUCGAUUUUACUUCGCCAUUGUAAGUAGCCCUGCCAAGUGAACCUUGACUAGAAUUUACCGUUUGCUAGGGACUUC
Molecule: messenger RNA, 319 nt
Organism: Fusarium redolens
Lineage: Eukaryota; Fungi; Ascomycota; Sordariomycetes; Hypocreales; Nectriaceae
Exons: 1
Coding region: 12-284 (90 amino acids)
Source: RefSeq, a predicted model, not a curated record